This is a messenger RNA of Ctenopharyngodon idella (grass carp), 1540 nucleotides long. Its product is annotated as leucine-rich repeat-containing protein 38. Gene Ontology annotation, molecular function: transmembrane transporter binding; voltage-gated potassium channel activity; potassium channel activator activity. Lineage: Eukaryota; Metazoa; Chordata; Actinopteri; Cypriniformes; Xenocyprididae. The transcript has a single exon. The record is from RefSeq and is a predicted model, not a curated record. Bases 692 to 1387 code for a protein of 231 amino acids. Gene Ontology annotation, cellular component: voltage-gated potassium channel complex.
UGCAGUUCUGACAUGUAUGCACAAAUACUGUAUAAAAAGUAUGUAGCCUAUAUGCAUAUUCAGUAUAUAUUUACACUAUAUAAUUGCAUGUUAGCAAUAAAAAAAAUUGUAAAUAUUCAUGUUUCACUGCAAUAUCAGAAGAAAGUAUGAAAUAAUAUUUUGAAAGAAGAAUGUUAAGCCCAUUUUAAUAAUCCUAUCAUUUUCCUAUAUCCUUUCUUUUGGGGUGCAGUGUAAUAUAACAUCUUGAUAGGUUUCCUGAGAAACAAAACAUAUAAAGGCUUUUAAUUAAAAAAAAAAAAAAAACCUUUUACCUUGUUUGAAAAAAUAAAUAAAUAUCAUUUAUCCAACAUAUAGUCUUUUUGAUCAUUAAAUCAAAACAUUUGUAGAAAAUAGUAUAGUAGGCUACAUAAAUAAAAGUAUCACUUUCUCCUGAAAUUAUUCCUUGCCUAAGAAGUCCUGAUACAUGCGUAUAAAACUAUUUUUUAAUUCCUUUUCGUCAUCUUCACAUAAUUAGCCUACAUACUGACACAGCAGGAAUAGCGACUGUCCUACUGCGAUGAAAGGAAGAAGCGCAGCCACGGAGCGCUCUUUCUCUCUCACACUCACUCACUCACUCACAAGGAGGGGACAUUAGAGGGUCUUGUUUUCUCUUUGGGGGUUCUUUGGCGUAUCCAUAACCUGUAAAGGCUUCAUGAAGCUCGCAGCCAAAGCAUGUGUAUCGGAACCUGCGAAGAUAUUGCUGGCGCUUUUGGUACAUGUGGUGUCCUCGAUCCCUUCAGGCUGCCCAGAGCGCUGUGUGUGUGAUGACCAGCAUGUUGUCCAGUGCGCUGAACAAGAUCUCCGCAGAUUCCCAACAGGACUCCCGCUGACCACCCGCCAGCUCAUCCUGUCCAACAACCGAAUCUCUGAUUUACCUGCGCUCGAGCUCAAUUUCCUAUCCGACCUCAUGUAUCUGGACUGCAGCAAUAAUUCUCUCGCACACAUAUCCGAAUCCACAUUUGGGAACCUAAGAAAGUUGGCAUAUUUGGACUUGUCCUUCAAUUCCUUCCGUAAGAUUGAGGAGCAGACCUUCAGAGCGCUGGAGAGCCUGGUGAUGUUGAGACUGACGGAUAACCCCAGGCUGUCAGAGUUUCACCCUCAGGCCUUCUCGCAUGGAAGUGCUCUUCAGGUGCUGGACAUCAGCAGGAACAAUCUGAGCAGACUAAAUGUGAGUUUCCUCAUGGCACUAGGCGGGCUCAGGUCUCUCGGGCUGAGCGGGAACCCGUGGCUGUGCGCCUGUGACACGGAAGAGCUCUUCUUAUGGAUGCACACCGACACCUUUAAAUUUCAAGGUAGAGAUGUAGGUUACACAAGUUUGGGUCUGGGGUUUGUCGUUCUGCCUGUUUAGGCAUAUUGGGUAAUUUAAAAAAAAAUGUAUUUAGGCUAUUAAUGUUGCUCUUGAAUAAAAUAACAAAUAGGCAUAUUAUAGCCUAAAGCUUAUUAUGUCGGGGAGACUGGGCAAUGCUUGAACACUGUUUUGUUUUAGCAUCUGUAACUCAGU